Messenger RNA from Stegastes partitus (bicolor damselfish), 726 nucleotides. RefSeq names its product chromosome 4 C11orf98 homolog (gene c4h11orf98). The coding region runs from base 48 to 422 and encodes 124 amino acids. Lineage: Eukaryota; Metazoa; Chordata; Actinopteri; Pomacentridae. The transcript has 4 exons. The record is from RefSeq and is a predicted model, not a curated record.
UUUAAAGCACAGAAGAAGAAGCCGUUUCCACGUGAGUCCGCGGCAGCAUGUCGCCUCCAGGAGGGAAGAUCAACCGACCGAAGACCGAGUUGGGGAAGAAGCUUUUCAAGCGGCGGCGAGUUCUGAGCCGAGAGAAGAGGAAGAGGCAUCAGAUCGUUGGAGCGGUGGUGGACCAGGGCCUGAUCACGAGCCACCACCUGAAGAAGAGGACGUCGAGUCCCAGAGCGAACAUCACGCUGUCCGGGAAGAAGAAACGCAAACUGCUGAAGCAGCUGCAGCACCUGCAGCAGGAGAAGGCCGGUAUGGAAGUGGAAGCAGCAGCACAGAAGAAGCAGGAAACGCCGUCGGCUCCGACCAAGAAGAAGAAGAAGAAGAAGGCGAGCGGCGGUCAGGAGGACGUGGAGAUGGCCGACGCUGAGUGACGAGGCCGUUUGCUUCUCAGCUGAGACUCUAACGGACGACCAGGACGCUGCUGGUCGGAGUCUGGAGGACGACCUGACGUCUGAGGGACACGAGGAGAUGUGGAGGACCGUCUGUAGCCAGAACGUCUGGAAAGUUCUGAACGAUUCAAACAUAUAAAUCAGUGUUCUGAUCUGAACUCUUCUGGUUCCAGCUUCUGUCUGUGUCCUGGUGUGAAGGAAGCUGCUUGGCUUCAGCUGCUCGACCAGUUUUUAUGUCUUUAAGAAGUUUAAUGUUGAAUUAAAUUCCCUGUAUUUUAUGAACGUG